Molecule: messenger RNA, 555 nt
Organism: Lasiosphaeria miniovina
Lineage: Eukaryota; Fungi; Ascomycota; Sordariomycetes; Sordariales; Lasiosphaeriaceae
Exons: 3
Coding region: 1-555 (184 amino acids)
Source: RefSeq, a predicted model, not a curated record
AUGAAAAACAGUUUGUGGCUAGCUGUGGUUGUGGUUGCGGUAGUCGUUGUCCUGCUUGGGCUGGCUUUUAACGGCGAUCCCCGCAGUGGUCUUGCCCAGGGAGGCUUUACCAACCCAUUCAAUAUUGACCCGGCUACCAACGAGCGCAGCUAUCCAGCCAUCACUUCUUAUGCAGCCGCUACGGCAAGGAGGAACCUGGAGGUUGUCACUGGAGCAUUGGGGAUACCGCUCAAAUUUGAAGUCCAACCGGAAAUCACCACGAGCGACGACUUUGCUAACCCGGCCGUGCUCCAAGCCGCCAUGGACGAGUAUGUGGCGACACGCUCCGGCCCACUCACGGUAGUCAGCGUGAGCUCAGCGUUGCUCUCACUCCCACAGGUCGGCGGGUCCUACUCGGCCCUGCGCGAGAACCCAGAGAGCCAAGCGUUCGAGGCCGAGCGGCCCGAGUUCGCGGCGCAGUACGCACUGCUCUGCGAGGGCCUGGACGUUCAACGACACGGCGACCCAGGAGAUCUCGCUGGCGGGGGGGAUCUCACCGCAGCUAUCGGCAGAUAG